This is a messenger RNA of Erigeron canadensis, 1101 nucleotides long. Its product is annotated as probable 2-oxoglutarate-dependent dioxygenase AOP1. The transcript has 3 exons. The record is from RefSeq and is a predicted model, not a curated record. The coding region runs from base 1 to 996 and encodes 331 amino acids. NCBI's taxonomy places the organism in Eukaryota, Viridiplantae, Streptophyta, Magnoliopsida, Asterales, Asteraceae. Gene Ontology annotation, molecular function: dioxygenase activity.
AUGCUCAUUAAUUCAUCCUCACAUACUCGCUCGAUCACGAAAAUGGGUUCUGAAGCUGCAAUUCAACUUCCGAAAAUCGACUUCUCGCAAAUAAGUAGCGACAAUCUACACGACCUUUCGAUCUGGGAGUCCGUCAAAGCAGACGUUUUCAAAGCUUUCCAAGAGUACGGUUGCUUUGAAGUUUCCUCUUUUGUAUCAAUUGAGCUUCAAGAAACCGUAUACGAUGACUUGAAACAUUUGUUUGAUCUCCCUUUAGAAACCAAACGUCGAAACACAUCCGACAUAGCCUUUCAUGGCUAUGUUCAAUCCCCCAAAGUUCCUCUCUACGAAAGCAUGGGAAUCGGCAAUCCUUUCAUCCCUGAAAACGUUGACAACUUCUCCAAUCUAAUGUGGCCCGAUCAGGACAACCCAAAAUUCCGUGAAAGUAUGAAAUCCUACUCAAAGAAGUUGCGUGAAUUGGAUGAGAUCGUGAAGAAGAUGGUAUUCCAGUGUUUGGAUUUGGAAAGGUACCUAGAAGACCAAAUGAACUCAACAAGUUACCUUCUUAAACUCAUGAAAUAUCGAGCACCGGAGCCAAAUGAAUCAGACAUCGGACUUCAUACUCAUACCGACACAAACAUAAUGACGAUUUUACACCAAGAUGAGAUUGGCGGGUUAGAGAUCCUGACAAAAAACGAUGAGUGGAUACGCGUAAAUGCUGCCCCAAACUCUUUCGUGAUCGUAGCUGGUGAAAGUUUAAACGUUUGGUUGAAUGGUCGAGUGCACGUGCCGUUUCAUAGAGUAGUGAUGACGGGAAAUAUGGCAAGAUACUCUCUUGGAUUCUUUUCGGUCCAAAAAGCUACCAGCCUCGUGAAAGCGUUUGACGAAAUGGUAGAUGAGGAACACCCGUUGCUCUACAAGCCUUUUAAUUAUGGAGAGUUUCUCAAGUUCUUCUACAAAGAGGGGGGCAUUAAGAGCAAGUUCGCCUUAAAGACUUACUGCGGCGUCGAAAAUUAAAAUUUAAAAUAUAUAUAAACCCAUCGCAAUAUAUAUUAUUCCUUUGAUGACUAGCGAGGCCGGACACUUUGUAUCAUAAUGUCACUUUGUUGAUCGCAAUAUACU